AUGGAUUCCGCAGCCGGAAGCCCACAAGUCGGGACCUCCACUGUCACCACAGCCUCCAAGGCCGAGACUAUCACCUCCCAAUCUUCGGGAUCACUAUCUCCACCCACUUUCCUCCACGAUCUUCAAUCCAGGAUCGACAUCGCAGUUCGGGAGUCAACACAUGCCGAAACACUCCAUGCCUACGAUAUUGGGGUUAUGGCCACUCUGGAAAGCAUGAAGAAGUACUGGGCCCACCGAAGCAACAACCUUCACAUCAGCGUUUCCGAGAAGCGCAUCUUUCGCCGCGAGACCGAGAGGCUUGACAUGUUGCUCGCCGAGGCCCGAGAGGAGACGCAGAAGAGCGACAAGGCACUGGAGGCCAAGCUUAGGGCCGUGGAGCGAUUGAGAAGAGGCCUGGGAGAAGAGAUCCGGUGCGGUUUUCGACGGAGGAACUCGAAAUGA
This is a messenger RNA of Phialemonium atrogriseum, 441 nucleotides long. RefSeq lists its product as uncharacterized. NCBI's taxonomy places the organism in Eukaryota, Fungi, Ascomycota, Sordariomycetes, Cephalothecales, Cephalothecaceae. The coding region runs from base 1 to 441 and encodes 146 amino acids. The transcript has a single exon. The record is from RefSeq and is a predicted model, not a curated record.